UGUGAGUGAGCCUAUGAACUUUGGAAGGGUGUGAAGAAAUCUAGUCUCUGAUUAACAAUGGAGAAACUGGCGAUUCCUUGCCAAACAAAGCCUCCAAUUUCCGUCCCCGCUUCAAUUAUCAAAACCAAACCCCUUAAAUUCUCCUCAAAACCAACUCAAACUACUAUAUUUUUCACCCAGAAAACCAGUUCAAAGUCCAAUGACGACCAUUUGAGUUACCUUUGCCGCCAUGGCCUCCUCCGAGAAGCCAUAGCAGCCAUUGAUUCAAUGUCCAGACAUGGGUCUAAGUUAAGCACUAACACGUAUAUCAAUUUGCUUCAAACUUGCAUAGAUGCGGAUUCUAUUGAAGUGGGUCGUGAGCUUCAUGUUCGUCUCUGUUUAGUUGAUCAGGUGAACCCAUUUGUCGAGACGAAGCUAGUAAGCAUGUAUGCGAAAUGUGGGUUUCUAAAAGAUGCACGUAAGGUGUUUGAUGAAAUGCUGGAGAGAAAUUUGUACACUUGGUCGGCAAUGAUAGGCGGAUAUUCAAGAGAGCAGAGAUGGACAGAAGUAGUUGAACUUUUCUUUUUGAUGAUGGGUGAUGGAGUACUGCCUGAUGCUUUUCUUUUCCCAAGAAUACUACAAGCUUGUGGGAAUUGCGAGGAUCUUGAAACUUUGAAGUUGAUGCAUUCUGUGGUUAUUCGAUGUGGGUUGAGCUGUUCUAUGCGUGUAAGCAAUUCUAUUUUGACGGCAUUGGUUAAAUGUGGGAACUUGAGUUUGGCUAGGAAGUUCUUUGAGAACAUGGACGAAAGAGAUGAGGUCUCUUGGAAUGCUAUAAUAGCUGGCUAUUGCCGGAAGGGACAUGGCGAUGAAGCUAGGACUUUGCUCGACACGAUGAACGAUCAAGGAUUCAAACCGGGUUUGGUUACUUGUAACAUACUGAUUGCUAGUUAUAGCCAGUUGGGGAAAUGUAAUCUUGUUAUAGAACUGAAGAAGAAGAUGGAAAGUAUGGGGAUCACUCCUGAUGUCUAUACUUGGACUUCGAUGAUUUCGGGUUUUGCUCAAAGCAGCAGGAUUAAUCUGGCAUUGGAUUUCUUCAAGGAGAUGAUUCUAGCAGGGGUUGAACCAAAUGCUGUAACUAUUACGAGCGUGUCGUCGGCGUGUGCUUCCUUAAAAUCGCUGCAAAAAGGACUGGAAAUACAUUGUUUAGCUAUUAAAAUGGGAAUUGCUCAUCAAGUAUUGGUUGGGAAUUCACUUAUUGAUAUGUAUUCUAAAUGUGGAAAAUUGGAAGCUGCUCAUCAUGUCUUUGAUACAAUUUUAGAAAAAGAUAUUUAUACGUGGAACUCGAUGAUUGGAGGAUAUUGUCAGGGUGGAUACUGUGGUAAAGCUUAUGAACUUUUUAUGAGAAUAAGGGAAUCAAAUGUAAUGCCUAAUGUUGUGACAUGGAAUGUGAUGAUAUCAGGGUGUAUACACAAUGGAGAUGAGGAUCAAGCUAUGAACCUCUUUCAAAUGAUGGAAAAUGAUGGGGAGGUUAAUCCGAAUACGGCGUCCUGGAAUUCUCUGAUUGCAGGGUACCAUCGGCUCGGUGAAAAGAACAAAGCUCUAGCAAUAUUUCGACAAAUGCAGUCUCUUAAUUUUAAUCCUAAUUCAGUGACUAUCUUGAGUAUCUUACCAGUUUGUGCAAAUGUAAUGGCAGAGAAGAAAAUAAAGGAAAUCCAUGGCUGUGUGUUGCGUAGAAACCUGGAAACGGAGCUUCCUGUUGCGAACUCGCUUAUAGACACGUAUGCCAAGUCGGGGAACAUUCAAUAUUCAAGAAACAUCUUUGAUGGCAUGUUGUCGAAAGAUAUUAUCACCUGGAAUUCAAUUAUUGCAGGAUAUACUUUACAUGGUUGCUCAGAUGCUGCAUUUCAUUUGUUUGAUCAGAUGAAAAGGUUUGGAAUUAGGCCGAACCGAGGUACACUGGCUAUUUGUUUGUUUCCCCCACAGAAUUCUGAUGGUUCUCGAAAAAUCAAGCCGAUCUCGGCUGGGCCUUUUGGAGGAACAGGUGGAAAUUAUUGGGACGAUGGAGUUUUUUCGACCAUCAGGCAGCUGGUAAUUUGCCAUGGAGCUGGUAUCGACUCGAUCAAGAUUCAAUAUGAUGUGAAGGGAAGUUCGAUUUGGUCAGAUAAACAUGGAGGAAACGGUGGCACUAAAACAGACACGGUGAAGCUUGAUUUCCCAGACGAGUACUUGACUAUGAUCCGUGGACACUAUGGUAGCUUUGUGUCGUUCGAUAAAGUUUAUGUUCGAUCCCUGACUUUUAUGAGCAACAAAAGGAAGUUCGGGCCGUAUGGGGUCGAACUAGGAACGAUUUUCUCGUUCCCUGCGACCGAGGGCAAGAUUGUUGGGUUCCAUGGCAGGAGUGGAUUGUACCUGGAUGCCAUUGGAGUUUACCUAAAGCCUAUGCCAAUACAAACGCCAUCUAAAGGAAUGAUUCAGUCACCGAAUUACGUUGCUUGUAAAGCUGAAAGUGAAGGCUAUUCAAUUAUACAAGGAAGUGUUGGCCAAAAUUAUGAUAUUGUUCUUGCUCUACGACAGAAGGAUGAAUUCAAAAGGCCUCUUCCAAAUACUAUCUCGAAACAAGUAUCUAGUUCCUCGAGCUCGGAAUCGAGUGAUGAUGAAUCCACAGACAAGGUGAGACGAAACCUUUUUCUUUGACGCUUUUAUUUGUCUUGUUUCUAAGUAAACUCAAAUAACAGUUGGUGAUGGUCAUCUCAGAGGCCGGUGAAGAAGGGACCGUCGAAAGUUGAAAAUGCGGUUCCGUGUGGACCGUGGGGUGGCUCGGGUGGAACUACGUUUGAUGAUGGACAUUACUCUGGUAUUAGGGAAAUUAAUGUGUCGCGCAAUGUCGGUAUUGUAUAUAUAAAAGUUCUGUAUGCUUGGGACGAGGAAUCUAUAUGGGGAACCCGAGCAGGUGGAAAAGGAGGAUUCAAACAUGACAAGGUUGUUUUUGAUUAUCCCUAUGAAAUCUUGACUCGUGUAACUGGAUAUUAUGGGCCUGUAAUGUACAUGGGACCUAAUGUUAUCAAGUCACUCACAUUCCAUACUACAAAAGCAAAGUACGGGCCAUACGGGGAGGCGCUAGGAACCCCGUUUAGUACCAACGUCAAGGAGGGAAAGAUUGUUGGAUUUCAUGGCAGGAAAGGCUUGUUCCUAGAUGCUCUUGGCGUGCACUUAGUCGAAGGAAAGGUGAACCCGGCGUCUCGUCCUCCCUCCAGUGAAAUCGUUCCUGCUGCACCGCCACCACUUCUUGGAAAUGAGCUUGUCCCUUGGACUAAGAAAGUGGCCCCUUCAAAAGGAGGAGCACUUGAAGAGAUUACUCGUGGUGUCGUAAAAGAACCGGCACCCUGUGGACCAGGACCGUGGGGCGGGGACGGGGGUAAACCAUGGGAUGAUGGGGUAUUCUCUGGCAUUAAACAGAUAUACUUAACACGGUCUCUCGAAGCGUUUUGUUCAAUUCAAAUCGAGUAUGAUCGAAACAAACAAUCGGUUUGGUCAGUUAAGCAUGGAGGAAACAGUGGAACAAGCAUACAUCGGGUAAAAUUGGAUUAUCCACAUGAAGUACUGACUUGUAUAUCGGGAUAUUACGGUUACGUCGGUAAAGGCGAGCGACAACAAGUUAUUAAGUCGCUUACUUUUUACACAAGUAGGGGGAAGUUCGGUCCGUUUGGGGAGGAGAUAGGGAACUUUUUCACGUCGACGACGACGGAGGGCAAAGUGGUUGGGUUCCAUGGACGAAGCAGCUUGUAUUUAGAUGCCAUUGGAGUUCAUAUGCAACACUGGCUAGGAGGCCAAAGGGCAUCCAAAUCGUCUAUGUUCAAACUGUUCUGAUGUGAAACUGUGAGAGAAGUAAUAAAGUUGGGAGGGAAAAUAAUGUUUGACCUAAUCUAAUCAAUAACGUUUAUCAUAUUAUUCCCUGCAUAUGAUCAUA
Cucurbita maxima (winter squash) is the source of this 3946-nucleotide messenger RNA. RefSeq lists its product as uncharacterized. The transcript has 6 exons. The record is from RefSeq and is a predicted model, not a curated record. Lineage: Eukaryota; Viridiplantae; Streptophyta; Magnoliopsida; Cucurbitales; Cucurbitaceae. Gene Ontology annotation, molecular function: protein binding; carbohydrate binding.